Messenger RNA from Vanrija pseudolonga, 1953 nucleotides. RefSeq lists its product as uncharacterized. The transcript has 5 exons. Gene Ontology annotation, molecular function: protein binding. NCBI's taxonomy places the organism in Eukaryota, Fungi, Basidiomycota, Tremellomycetes, Trichosporonales, Trichosporonaceae. The coding region runs from base 1 to 1953 and encodes 650 amino acids. The record is from RefSeq and is a predicted model, not a curated record.
AUGCCGACAGCUACAGCGACAGUUUUACAAGAGGAUGGCCACGAUAUCCUCCUCGAGCACAUCCUGUCAUGCCUAGCCGACGACUGGCGCAGCCUCCUCGCGGCCAGCAAUGUAACUCGCCGAUGGAAUAACGUAGUCACCUCCAGCCCUGUGCUGCAGAUCAUACUUCGCAGCGCGUACUAUGGCCACCCGUCAGCGUACCGUCGUCGCCUGCUGCAGACCCCGACGUGGGCGACGGUCGACCGCAUGAUCGAGCUCGAGCGCCGCUGGUCGGCCAUUGAACCAAAGCGUGUAGAUUUGGUUGACAUUGGCACCAGGUGGCUCACUGCACACGACGGGCUGCUUGUACUGCAAACAACAUCAGGGAGACCGGAGCGUCUCACUCCAAGCGGAUACACGCCCGAUGACAGCUGGACCUUGUUCGACUUCUCCCUUCCUCGGGUCGCCGGGACGACACCAACGCCAGUUAUCAAGGUGGUUGCUCCGUACCAUUUCGAGUCUUUCGCCGUAUCCCGCGCGCAUAACCUCAUUGCCGUGGUGACAAUUCCUGUAGACUGUCGCAGGUCGUUCAAUCAAACGCUCGAGAUCCGCUUUUUCCUGCUGGACGCGGCCGACGACAAUGGCGACGCCAUCCCUCACCCGGCUGCUGCCGUCCCGCUUCUCCGUGUAAAGACGCGCUGGACAGAGCGUCAAUUCUCAUGGUCACGUCAGCUUGUAUACUCGCGCAGGUAUCACAUCAACAUCAUUGGCGAUUACGUUCACUACAACUCCGAGGUCGAUGAACCCCAAUGGGCCCGGAUGUGGAAUUGGCGCACUGGAAAAGAGAUUAUAACGUGCAAGGGAUACACACACGAUCUCCAAACCACCAGAUACCUGCCGACCGGAAAGGACGUCCUAUUCGCUGUUGGCCGUACGUUCCGGGGGAACUGGAACCACUUUGAGAAGGGCUUGCCCGAGGUCAACGACCAGCAUUGUGGGGCCGUCUGCCCCGAAUGCGCCAAGGUCUCUGGACACGAUGGCGAUCUCGGCUGGCAAGUCGGCAUAGGGUUUCUGACUCGGCAUCCAGACCCGGCGACCCAUAUGCCCAACGUGCCUCAAGGCGAUCGUCUCGACGACUGGGAGCAAGCGCACACUACCCCAGACGUGGCUCGGGAGGGCUGGGUUGACUUGUUUCAAGGCCUUGAGGUCGAGGAUGCGCUCUUUCAGGGCUAUCACUGGGACGUUGACCGCCGCCGCGGCGACAAGCCUCUGUUCCUCGACGCGGUCGAUGUCAACGAAGACGCUGAUCUGGCCAGCAUGACAGUGGACAUCGCCCAUGGCCAGGAGUGUCGCCUUGAGACCGUCUUGACGGUUCGGACAAGUUCACUCCGACAGGCGCUCGCCUCAGGCCGUGCGAGCCUGCAAGGGAGUCGAGGUCUGGUAGAUUGGCGACCCAAUACGCGCGGCGCUCCAACCUUGUCUGGCCAGCGGACCGUCUGCUUGGGCGAUAUCAACGACUCUAGGGAGAAUCGGGAAGAGUGUCAGGUAUAUGUCACAAACUACGCAGCCCAGAGUAUCCAUCCAAGCCCGCUUGGUGCGGCUGCUAGACCGUCCAGCACCUCUCCAAACCCGACCCCACUCGCAACCUACGCGCCGUUGCCAGACGGAUUUGCGUGGGUCGACUCGGCCGAGGUUGUUCACGAGGGCGACGACAUCAAUCUUCCUACCUGCUGGCCCAGUACACCACCAAUCACAAUGCCAAGGACGACAGUGAAGCGCGGCAUAGCGAUCCCUGGCUGCAUAUACUAUGCCCAGGCGGAUACCGAACAUCUCUACAUCCUAACGCACAUAUCCGCCGUCCCCGAUGAAGAUGAAAGGACAGAGUACACAGAGUACGCAGAGUACACAGAGUACACAGAGUACACAGAGUACACAGAGUACACAGAGUACUUGCUUGUCAUCAUGACCUUCUAG